AGGCGGCGGUGGCUACCAUUCGCAAAUCGCAAGCCUUCGGUACGUAGCGAAUAAAAAUUCCUGCGUUACCCGUGACAGCCCUCCGCCGCCAUCAUUUCUCCUCUUCUUCCGCACAAUCGCCUUCCUUCGACACAUAGCCGCUCCUAUUUCUCGGUUUCAGUCUCCCCUUUUACAGUCCUUAGAGGCAGAUAGGCUUUCUAAUGGGUAAGCAGAAAGGAGAAGGUUUAAGAAGCAAGAAUCGCCCUUCGAGCAGCAGCCUCUCCGCGUCGUUGGUGCCUCUGGGAGCUUCGAGCGUUGGAUUUGGAGGUUAUCUUGGGAGUUCAAAGAUCGAAUCUUCUUCUUCAACAGAAGAAUAUCCAUCAUUCUUGAAUGUGGAUAAUGAAGUGGCACAGCACUUGAAGAGACUUGGCAGAAAGGAUCCUACCACAAAGGUUAAAGCUUUAACUGCAUUAUGUUCACUGUUCAAACAAAAGUCAUCAGAAGAAGUUGUGCAGAUAGUACCGCAAUGGGCAUACGAGUACAAAAGGCUAUUGCUUGACUACAAUAGGGAAGUACGGCUAGCUACACAUGAUACCAUGGCCGCUUUUGUUGCUGUUGUCAGGAAGGGUUUGGCUCCAUAUUUGAAGUCUUUGAUGGGGCCUUGGUGGUUUGCUCAAUUUGAUCCAAUUCCUGAGGUUUCUCAGGCAGCCAGGUUUUCCUUUGAGGUGGCAUUCCCUGCGCCAGAGAAAAGGUUAGAUGUCCUUAUUUUAUGUGUGGAUUCGAUCUUUGUAUAUCUCGAUGAGAAUCUGAAGCUCACACCAAAUGUGAUGUCUGAUAAGGCUACACCUAUGGAUGAAUUGGAAGAUAUGCACCAUAGAGUGAUAUCGUGUUCACUGACAGCCAUAGCAACUCUGAUUGAUGUACUACUGAAAAAAGAAAUAGAAACCAGCUCUGAAAAUAUUACCACUGAACAGAAGCUUGCUUCCAGAGCUCGGAUAACCGUUACAUCUGCCGCGGAAAAGUUAUUCUCCGUGCAUAAUUUUUUUCUAGAUUUUUUCAAGCAUAAAAACCCUGCUGUUCGUUCAGCAACAUAUUCCGUUCUAACAAUCUAUAUUAAAAAAAUUCCUCAUGCUUAUAAUGAAGUAAACAUGAAAUCUUUAUCAGCUGCUAUACUGGGCGCUUUCCAAGAGAAAGAUAUUUCAUGUCAUUCUUCCAUGUGGGAUAUGAUUUUGCUUUUCUCCAGAAGAUUUCCAGAUGUUUGGCUUUCCAAAAGUACACGUAACACCGCCUUAAAUGAACUUUGGAAGUUUCUAAGGAAUGGAUGUUACGGAUCAAAAAAAGUUUCGUACCCAGCUUUGGUGAUUUUAUUAGAAUCCGUCCCUCCUAAGGCUGUUAACGGCGAGCAAUUUCUUCUCCUAUUUUUCCAAAGCUUCUGGGCUGGAAGAAAUCCAUCACACUCGGCUGCUGAUAAUUCUUCUUUCUUCAAGGCAUUUCAAGAAUGCUUUUUAUGGGUCUUAGAUAAUGUCUCAAGGUUUUCCAAAAGUGAAGCUGACAGAAGUCCUCUCUCCAUAAAACUUGUCAAUACUAUUCUUGUAAUGCGUUUAUGGUAUGAUUAUCUUCCAGUCAAUUCAAAAAUUGAUGGGGAAAGUUCCCUGAAAAUGACUACUGGGGUUGAAGAUGAUCCAUUAUCAAAUGAAAAGUUAGCUGAAGCGCAAAACUAUUCUUCGAGUUAUAUUCAAGAAUUAGGCAGAUGUAUUAUCAAUAUAUUGACACAUAUUUCGUUCAAAGAACCAAGUUUGCUCCAUGAUUUUUAUGCAACAUUUUUUAAGGAUUGUUUGGCUGUUUUACAACAAAGAAUCUUUUCCAAAAUAAUUCAGGAAUAUAUGGAAAGGAUUAUUGACUUCAUUUUUCUUCUUGGACAACUCCCAUUGCAGAAGGGUCAAACGUGGCCCUGGGAAUUUCUGAUCGGACCGCUGAUCGCAAGCUCUUUCACAACAAUUAAAACUCUUGAUUCUAUCGAUGCUGUUGAGCUUUUGUCCGUAUUGAUCAGAACGUUUGGGCCGGUGACAGUGUUAUCACAUAUUCAUGUAUGUAACACAGAGCGCUGCAACCAUAGCUCAACCAUUAAAGGUGAUGAUAAUGAUUUCAGAGGAGAGAAAUUCUUACAAACAUUCAGGGAUGAUUUUGUCCCUUGGUGUCUACAGAAUCACACUAGCUCUAGUUCUGCAAAACUCGACCUUCUUCUUUCUUUAAUUCUAGAUGAAUAUCUAUCCGAUCAAUGGUCUGCAAUCAUUGAACAUUUUGCUAAACUCUGCAAACUCUGUGUAUCCGAUUCUGAUACUCUACAUCACCAUGAUAAACUUCAAUCAUUUUCAGUGCUUUUCGAGAAACUGAGGGCGAAAGUCCGUUUAAUGAUAACUGAGAAUGUGCGAACGGCUGGAGUUUUACCCGAGCAUUGGCAUCACGAGUUGUUGGAUUCAUCUGCAAUUUCUAUUGUUUAUGAAGCAACUCUCUUUUCUUCAUCUCACGCUCAACUUUUACGAGUAAUACUUGGAGGCUCAGGUGAAGAUGAUAAGAUAUGCUUUCUUUCCCGUGCAGCAGUAACAACAAUAUUUCAGGAGAUCUUAAAAAUACUGGUUCUUUAUCUUAAUAAAUCUUCUUUUAACUGGGCCAGACACUCAUGCUCUUCCCUUUUAUCUUUGGCCUCUCUGGAUUUAACCGUUUCACAGAAGUCCUUCGAGAAUGUGGAAAUUGUGCAAUUUGCUUUUCAGGUUCUCGAAGGUAGCUUCUUUUGCAUGAAAAUACUGGAUGAAAACGGCGCUUUGAUUUCUUCCAUUUUGGCAGCCUUAUUUAUUAUUGACUGGGAAUGUAGUAUUUCAUCACUUACUGAUGAUAAAGAUCAUUCUGAGAAUUAUCAUAGAACAGAAGGAAUUCAAAUAUUACGAGAUUCCCAAACCAAUACAGACCAUCAUUUAACAGAGAAGAUUGAUGCCAAGUUGGCUCUAAAAAAACAAAUAUAUUCAUUUCACGAUUCGCUUCGUACUCGUUUCUCGAGUAUUGUUAGCCUGUGCGACUCAUCUGAGUUGCGAAAUAUAUUAAUUCAGACCAUCAGGUCUUGUGUUUCUGAAACAGGUAAACUCAGUUCUGAUGUAAUUUCUUCGUUGUGCUCUUCAUGGGCUAUAGAUCUGCUGGAAAUUACUUGCCAAGAGUAUAAUCAAUUCCAAUGCAUGUUGGAUCUGUUGUUAUAUGAGGCUGAGUCAUGGCCAUUGUGGGUCACACCUCUUUUAGAAGAUGGUCGUAGAACUGCUACUCUUCGGUGUAUGAGAGCAAGUGAUGAAAUCAAUGAACUAAGCCAUGGCAACUUUCUUGCUUUGGCUGACAAGCUUAUAUCAAAUCUUGGCGUGCAAAAAGUGAUUGUUGGUUGUACUGAAGAAAUUCCAGCUGAUAGUGCUCCAAAUUCUCUACAUCCUUACUCUCGGGCAUGGCUUGCUGUCGAAUUUCUUUGUACAUGGAAUUGGAAAGAGGGGAAUGCCUUGAGUUCAUUAAUCGCAUUUUUAUCCAAACACACAAAUGAUGAAAAUCCUACGAAUAAAGUCACGAUAAUUUCUUCUUUGGUCAAGAUCCUGUUCGAUGGAGCUCUCAUCCAUGGUACCCAUAAUCCUUGGAUUGUUUUCUGCUCUUGGAUCACUUCAGAUGAUGCUGUUGAGAAUAUUGAAGACCCCUUUUUACGCGCUCUCAUUUUUCUGCUGCAUAACUUUAUUGUUAAGGAUAAUAUAUGGGGCAGGCUUGAGACUGAUGAUUUCAUUAAACAUGUUCUUGAUAAACUUUUUUUAAAUGGCUCUGUAAAUAGAGAUUGUCUAAGGAUUCUUCCUUAUGUGCUGAGUUUUAUCGUUCGAUCUUUGGUAUUUCAAAGGACAGAAUUUGAUGAAUCCACAGAAGAUGCUUCCUUUGUUCCUUUUGAAUCUGUUGAACUGUAUGAUAAUAUCAUAAAUUGGCUUGAAAUUGCUGCUGCAUUUCCGCCUUUGCAUUCGUUGGAAACUGGAAGUAAUGAAGCUUUAGCAUGGAUUCAAGCUGUCUUGGCUUGCUUUCCUUUAAGUUCACGAGAAGGAAUGGGGGAACUGAAAGUGGAGGUUCUGAGAAAUAUCAGUGAAAUGGAGAAAAAAAUAUUGCUAAGUUUGUUCCGAAAGCAACGGAGUGCUGCUACUGUUUCUGCUGUGCCUUCAUCAUCUACUUCGACUUUUGCUAUUCCGAUGAAGGCGGAGAUGAUCAUCGCAAAGCUAACAGCCAUUAUAGUCGCUUAUUGCUGGGACGAGCUUGUGGAGGAGGAUUGGAGUUUUGUGAUCACUAAAUUGCUCAAAUGGUUAGAACCAUCAGUUUUGUUGCUAGAGGAAUUGGCGGAGAAUGUCGAUGAUGAUUUUACAAGUAACACCCCUUAUGAUACAGAAUUCAUUUUAAAAAAACUCAAACAAGUUGUGCAGCAAUUCGAUCCUUUAUCAGCGAGUCUUUCUUCUACUUCUUUAGUAACAUUCUCUCUUUUAUCGGAUGUCCUUGAACGCCAAAAAGCUGAUAGUCUUGAAGAUUUGCAAUCUAUAAAACAUGGAAACUGGCUCCAGGUUAAAGACCAAAUUUUGCAAAAUGUUCUCCGUUUAUUUUUCACAACCGGUGUUGUUGAGGCUAUUGCAAAGUCGUGUAGCGAAGAGGCUUCGUCAAUAAUAGCAUUAAGUAGGGUAGAUUAUUCACUAUUUUGGUCUUUAAUUGCAUCAUCUGCUAUAAAUACGCCAGAAAAUGCUCGAAGUAAAGCAGUGGAAUCAAUGGAACGUUGGGGCCUUAGCAAAGGGCCGAUAAGCUCUUUGUACGCCAUUCUUUUUUCUUCCAUACCUAUCUCUUCUAUGCGACGUGCUGCUUUUAAUUUUUUAUCAACCAAGCCCAUUAUUCACCUGUCAAUUUUGAAAGAAACAUUUCUUGAAAGCAAUGGCAUAGCCAGUCAGGAGCCAUAUUUUUUCAACACUAUGGAUAGAAUUGCAGAACAAACCCUGUGUUUAAGGGAAGAAAUCUCUUGCUUCAUUCUGAAGCCAACUGAACUUUCAGAAAUGGCAUUGACAGGCCAUGAUAGGAUAAAUGUUUUUCUCUCGUGGGCUUUAAUGCUCGCUCACUUACAUUCAUUGCCAUCUUCUUCCACAACAAGAGAAAGAUUAGUUCAAUUUAUACAAGAUUAUGUUAGUUCAGCAAUAUUAGACUGUUUAUUCCAACAUAUUCCCUUGAAGGGAGUUGGAACUGGCGUAAAGAAGAAGGCGACAGAGCUUUCUGGUGUUGCAUUACUGGCUGCAAAUUCUGCCAUGAAUGCUAUAAGUACAGGGUUUCUUUUGUUAAUUAUGGAGUCACUUUGGCCUGUCGAAACUAAAGGUAUGGCUUCACUUGCUGGUGCAAUUUACGGAAUGAUGGUCCGGCUCCUACCUUCUUAUGUGCGUGAUUGGUUCACUAGCUUGCGUGACCGUUCUUUGUCAUCUGCUAUUGAGUUCUUCACAAAGGUUUGGUGCAGUCCUCCUCUUCUUUCAGAUGAAUUAUCUCAGGUUAAGGAAACUGUUCUAGCCGACGAAAACUUCUCCCUAAAUGUAAAUAAAUCAUCUUAUGAGAUAGUUGCUACAUAUAAAAAAGAGGAGACCGGAAUGGAUCUGGUGAUACGGCUUCCUACUUGUUACCCGUUGAAGCCUGUGGACGUUGAGUGUACGAGAAGUUUGGGAAUAAGUGAAGUAAAGCAAAGGAAAUGGCUGUUAUCAUUGACUGCAUUUGUACGCAAUCAGAAUGGUGCAAUUGCCGAGGCCAUCCGCAUAUGGAAGAGCAAUUUUGACAAGGAAUUUGAUGGAGUUGAGGAGUGCCCCAUCUGUUACAGUAUCAUACACACCACCAACCACAGCCUUCCUCGCCUGGCUUGCAAGACCUGCAAACACAAGUUCCAUUCUGCCUGCCUCUACAAAUGGUUCUCUACCUCUCACAAAUCAACCUGCCCCCUGUGCCAAACUCCAUUUUGAACCCAUCCCCAUCAAAAUGGUCUCAAGAACGUUUGAUGUGCUUCGAGAUGAGUGCCAUACAUCGAUCUCAAAGCAGAUCUACGGAUUUUGAGUCGGAACAUGUUUUUUUUUUUUUUCCCCUAUUUUUCUUCCUUGGAUAUUUGUAUAUAGAUCUUAACAGAAGCUUUUGAUAAUGUGAACUAUAUGUUUCUGUAAUACUGAUUAAGAUUGAUGAAUUUUUCUGAAAUUUUUAUGGGGGUGUUCACCUACAUACGGCCCGUUUUCUAUGU
Phalaenopsis equestris is the source of this 6277-nucleotide messenger RNA. Its product is annotated as E3 ubiquitin-protein ligase listerin. Gene Ontology annotation, molecular function: ribosomal large subunit binding; ubiquitin protein ligase activity; zinc ion binding. NCBI's taxonomy places the organism in Eukaryota, Viridiplantae, Streptophyta, Magnoliopsida, Asparagales, Orchidaceae. The record is from RefSeq and is a predicted model, not a curated record. Bases 201 to 6008 code for a protein of 1935 amino acids. The transcript has 16 exons. Gene Ontology annotation, biological process: ribosome-associated ubiquitin-dependent protein catabolic process; rescue of stalled cytosolic ribosome. Gene Ontology annotation, cellular component: RQC complex; cytosol.